Molecule: messenger RNA, 3972 nt
Organism: Rotaria sp. Silwood2
Lineage: Eukaryota; Metazoa; Rotifera; Eurotatoria; Philodinida; Philodinidae
Source: the annotation of a GenBank genome assembly
AUGUUAUCUGUACCAUUAACUCGUUUACAUUCCCAAAAACUUAAACGACAAAAAACUGUUGAAGAUGAUAUUGAUUGUCAAAUAAACCAAACAUCGAAAUCAAUUCCAUCCGAUUAUGAAUCAAAUUCGUCACGUUCACUUUCACCUUAUUGGCGUUUUCUUAUUGAUCCAGAUUCAUCAUCAAGUUAUUUAGAUGUACCUGAUACAUCAAAUAAUAGUCGUCGAUCAUCAAAUAAUAGUGUUGUACGUUUUAGUCAAUAUGAUACAUCUGAUCUAUGUUCAAUUCUUGAUAUGACUAAUGAAUCAGAAAAUCUUGAAAAAUCCAUAAUUAAUAAUGAUAAAUAUACUGUACGUCGUUUAAUUGAUAUACAUAAAAAUAAAUUUAAUUUAAUAAAAGAUCAUUUAAAUCUAUGUCAAAUUCCAUUAUAUAAUAGAAUAAAUCGAUUUCCAUCAAUUCAACCAGCUAUUUAUAGAAAUUCCUCAUAUGGUACACAAUCCAUAACAAGUAAUACUGAUUUAUUCGAAGUAUAUAGUAAACAAGUAUUAGUUAGUAAUGAUACAGAUGAUCCACCAUCUAUAUCAUCAAUUGAACAUCGUCAAUAUUCAAUUAUUGAUCAACAAGAUAAUUUAUUAACAUCUACAACAAAUCAAUUUAAUAAUAAUAAUGAAACAAAUAUAAAUAAUAAUUUAAAAUCAAAUUCAUCUUCUCUUUAUAUAAAUUCAUCUAUAAAUGAACCUAUUGAAAAUGAUUAUCAAUCAACAUUUAUAAAAGCAACAACAUAUAAUAAACAAAAUCAAUAUAUAAAUAAUGAUUCACCUAAUAAUGCACCUCCCAUUUUUCGAAAUGUUUUACAUGUUGCUAUUAUAUAUGAAAUUUAUUUAUUUUUUCUUCAACUUUUAAAAGAUAAUAAUAAACAAAAACUAAAGAUAUUAUUAAAUAUUGUUUAUCCCCAACAAACUCUUCCUGAAAAUAAUUUUAAUUGUUUACAUCGUAGUCAUUCAUUUAAUGGUAAUUAUAGAAGUGAAACAAAUAAUCAAUCAAUUUAUUCAAAUUGUAGAAAAUAUCAAUCAUUAAUUAAGAAUUUCAAAUUAAAUUCAAAUGAUAUUAAAUUAUUACCUCAAUCAAAUCGAACUUUAUCAUUAUUAUCAUUAAAUAAAUCUAAUGAUAUAAAUAUAUUAAAUGAAGAAAGAAAUUUUUUUAUUGAAAAUCAUAUUAAUAAAUCUGAACAAUCUAUAUAUAGUUAUUCAUCACAAAUCGAAAAAGAACAUUCAAUUAAAUCAUUAAUUAUUGAUCCAUAUUCAAAAGAUAAAACAACUAAACAAGAUAAUGAUGUUCUUCUUCUUAUAGCUAGUUGGGUUUUAAGAUCACCUGAAGAUUUUCAAGAUUAUCUUGUACAAAAAGAAUUAAAAACUUUUUUUAGUUUACUUGAAUCAUUACGUUCUUCAUUUCGUACAUGGACAAGUCAAAUAAAAGAAAUUCUUUCAAUUCAAGAUAAAGAUAUACAAUUAGAGAAAGAAAUCGAUGAUGUUACUACUGAAGAUAUUUAUCGAGAAUAUAUUAAAAUGCAAAGAAAUAUUGUUAAUGGACGAUUAAUUUGUUCGAAAGAAGAAGCAGCUACAUUAGCUGCUCUACAAUUACGUAUUCAAUCAUGGCCAGAAGAUAAUAUUGAUAUUAGACAAGAAGACGAUUAUCAUAGAUUAAAUAUAAGAUUAAAUGAUGAAAGAUCAUCAACAAUAAAUUCUCUUGGUCUGGAUAAUAAAUCAUCAUCAUUAUCUCAAAGAAAUAUUUCUAAUUUAAUUCAUAUUCGUUUAUCUGAUAUAUAUUGUUGUAAACGUGUUGAUUAUAAUUUUCAUAAAUCAAAAAAACCAUAUCUUCCACCAAAUUUUCGUCAUUCGAAUGACAUUUCCAAAUUAAUUAAAGAUAAACAACGUAAAUUAUUUCAUAUAAUUGAUUAUGAUAAUCCAACACGUUUAAAAGAAUGUUAUAUUCGUUUAUGUCGAAAUUUACCUGGUUAUAAUGCUGAAAUUUAUCUUGUUAAAGAAAUUCAUGGAAAACGAUCAAAACGAAAAGAAAAUCGACUUCUUUGUAUUCGUUCAGAUAAAAUAUGUUUAUUAGAUAAUAAAAGUAAUAUAAUAUGUAAAGAAGAACGUAUAUAUGAUGUUGAACAUUGGAUAACAAGUGGAGAUGAAUUAAAUGCUCGAAUAAAUCAACUUAUUUUAGAAUUUCGUAAUAAAACAAAAUGGCGUUUACAAUUAAAUACAACAGCUGAUUUACGUGCUAUAACUGUUUAUUUAUGGAAAAUAGUUAAUGCUGAAGAUUUUGCUUUACUUGAUAAACAUAUACCAUUAUGUUCAACAUUGCGCCGAUAUUCUCAAAUUGAACAACAACAACAAAUAAAUAAUUUUCAAAAAAAUAAUAUUUCAAAAAAAAAUUCUAUUUAUCAUAAAUCAUCAAAUAAUAAUUUAAAUAAAAAAGAUAAUUUUGAAUAUCUUAAAACGUUUAUUGUAAAUAAUCGUCGAAAAAUUUUACCUGAAUUAAGAAAUAUAAAUCAAUAUGAAAAUAAUCAAUUAUAUUCAUUAUCAUCUGAUCUUGAAGAAUUAAAAAAUUUAUUUGAUUUUCCUGAAGAAGUAGCUAUACGUUUAACUGAUAUUGAACAUGAUAUUUUUCUUAGUGUACCACCAUUACAAUAUUUAAGACAUUUAACACUUGAUAUAUCAUACUUAUCAACACAUGAUAAUUCUUUACAAGGAAAAAAUAUUCGAAUUCUUUUACAACGUUUUCAAGCUGUUAGAUCAUUUAUUCAACAAUUAAUUGUUUCUCAAACAAAUUUUCAAGAAUGUAAAUCUUUAGUUGCAUCUAUUCUUCGUUUUGCAAUAACUUGUUGGUAUAUUGGAAAUUUUAAUAGUGCUAUGCAAAUUUUAGCUGGAUUAAAAAUCGAAGCAUUUCGUCCUUUAUGGUUAACAAUAACUGAUGAAAUUCCAGGUUUUAAAUUACUUAUGGAUGAAUUUAAUUCAAAUGAAAAAACUGCUCAAUAUUGUGAUGCUCUUAGUCGAGCAUUAGAUAUUCCAACAUGUAAAGUAGUACCAGUUUUUGGUACAUUUCUUAAAGAUCUUCGAACAAUAUUAAGUAGUGUACCAAGUAUGGUUGUUUUAUCUAAUCAAGAUGCACAAAAAACAAUUGAAAAUGUAUCCGAUAUUCAAAAUCAAGAACAUUAUUUAACACGUAUCGGUGUUGGUGGUUUAAUAAAUACUCGAAAAAUGGAACUUGUUUAUAUGGUAUUAAAAGAUAUAGCUAUGUUUCAUAAUCGUCAUCGUCGUCAACCAUUAUUUAAAUGUUAUCAUGAUCUUAAUUCUAUUAAAUUAUCAAAUGAAACAUUAUUAACAGAUAUAAAAGAAAAAGAAUUAUCUAGAGUAUCAACACCAUCUGAUGAUAAUUCAACAGAUAAAAUAUAUAAAACUCGAUGUAAUCGUAAUAAAUCAUAUCCAUGUACAUCAUUAACAACAAAUGAAUAUGAUCAACGUCGUAUGACAAAUAUAUCAAUUAAAGUUGUUGAUGAUAAUGAUUUAUUAAAUAUAAAUGUUAAAAAUUCAUUAAGAAAUGAUUCUAAAAUAUUAUAUCGUUCAAAUCUUGAUCAAGAUGAACCUGAAACAUAUUAUUGUUUAAAUGUAUCAUUUUAUCAACCAAUAGCACAAGUUAAACAUAAUCAUCAAGUAUCUUUAUUAUCAAUGCAUCAUAUUAUUGAUUUUAAUUAUUUACAAAUGCUUAGAAAUGGUACAACAUUAAUUCUUUAUGAUGAGGAUACAAUGCAUACAUGUUUAGUUACUUUACGUCUUGAAAUAGACAAUUGUACAUUAACUUGGAGAAAACCUUGUUGGGAUAAUGAUCGAACAAUUGAAAAUGUUAAUUUAAAUGAAGAUGUAUCAAAUGAAUGUUUAGAUUAUUCAAUGUUAAUUAAACNUCAAAUUGAAUAA